AUGAAAACACAUAUCGUUGUGGCCUUGGCCAUCGUUGGCCUUGUCCUCUGCAUCACCCAUCCAUACGAGAAGUUCUACGAUAAAUUGAACAACAAUCAGAAGACGCAGCUCGUCCAGAUCAUCAAGGACGCCAAGAACAAGCCGAAAGAGCAAGUCAUCAACGAAUUGGACCAGUUUAUCCACACCCUUCCCGCCAACUUGCAGGACCUGUUGAAGAAGCCGGCGGACAUCGACGACAUGUUUAACGAUAUCCUGGAGAAGCACAAGAACGAAUUUAACUUUGAUUUUGACAAACUGAAAGAUCAAUAA
Bursaphelenchus xylophilus (pine wood nematode) is the source of this 309-nucleotide messenger RNA. The record is from the annotation of a GenBank genome assembly. NCBI's taxonomy places the organism in Eukaryota, Metazoa, Nematoda, Chromadorea, Rhabditida, Aphelenchoididae.